AUGACCCCUGUUCCUCCAGGUACAAUUGUUCCUAAGUGUUGUACUCUCUAUUCUCAUAAUCUAAUCCGAGGCAUUACCAUGAUAGGCACUACUAUUACUAUAGCAACGUCAGGGAGCCGCGAUACCUUUUUCUCGCAGCUAGUCUGUAGUUGUGCACUUCUCGUUUUGCAGUCACACAUUAUUUCACAAAAGAUCAGCACCGAAAAUAUCAGAUCCGACCCUUGCUGGGAUGAGUGCCAGAAGCGCGGCGCAAGCAGAAGAGUUAGCCCCCAUCGGAACUUCCCUCACACAAUCGCAAGCAGCGGCAACCGUUGCUGGUGAAGUCCACGCGAUUCUGGGAGAGAAUAUCCAAAGCCCGAGCACGAUUCAGUUAUCUCAGCCGAGCAAGUUUCUACAGACCAACAUCGUGGAUCUGACAGAGGAUAUAUCGCCUGACAGACCUUCUAGAGAACCAGAGCCAUCGACACUCAGACACCAACAUUCCGAAGGAGUAGGAGCAGGACCGUUUACAGCUACAGCAAACGACGGGACGACCACAGGAGCAUCUGCCAGUAAGGAGGGAUCAAAAAAAGCAGACACGGCGCAAUAUUUUUCCAUCGGAUCCCCGCGAAACAAUAGUGCUGCCGCUCCUGGGGAAAACAGCUCUUCAUCCAACCCAGUUUCUCGGAAUCCCAGCAGUAUCCCACGAGAAAAUUGUUAGUUUCACUGUGACGUUUCUGCCGGAUGACGCGCCGCGACGUCGCAAUGUUGUUAAAUUACUUUCACACACGAAGUCACCGAAACAAAGCUGCUAUGCGUGUAAGUAUGCCAAGAUGGAAAGAACCAAUUUCGUAUAUUCCUAGUAGGACGGACGCUUCUUGUGUGAGUGUGUGGCAUGAUCUUGUUCCUCUGCGCGAUUUAUAUACGAAGCUCACGGUGAUCAAACACGUUUUUCUGGCGAUGAGCUGCGCUGCCAGUGUGCCCAUGUCUCCCAGUAGUGGUAACGGAAGUUCUAAUAUCGCGUGAAAAACUGUUUCCCAACUCUCAUUUUGUUAAAUGCAAAACAUCCUUUAGGCAUGUUCCAAAAUCGUGCUUCAUAUCUGUUUUUCAUUGUUUCUGACGCAUAGCAGAUUUCCCGUGUCAUGUAGUUGUGCAAGUAAAUAUGUAUCGCUGAGUCGGAGUCCUCUGCAGUAAAGGUUUGAUACCGAUGAAAGAGUAGUUUUUUCUCGCAACACAUUCGUCUGCGAAGCACGGCACCUCCGUGGUAGACAUGUUCGCGGCGUUAGAUCCGUCGCCGCAGCAGACGAAAGUAAGCAGCGGGUUUUCCUAUGAAAGUGCACAACUUCCCCUCCCCCUCAUUUGUGUUGCAUGAACAGCAACUACGCAAGUAGGGCUGGCAAAGAUGCAGUUUUUGCAUGACAAAGCCCCAGAGGAUUGUAGUGCUGUUUUGGCUUCCGGGAUCUCUCAUGCAAGCAGUGCUAACAGGUAAGGGGUGCGGGUGGACUUGGAAUUUUAUAUGACAAAUGAGGGGAAGGGGGAGUUGUGCGCCCUCAUAUUUCCACGAAGUCUUCGACAAAGUCGGGUGCGGGGAGCGGUUGUGAUCAUGGGCCUGCGCCAAGAACAGUUGAGGACACGAACCUAGACGACCUCCUGCAGCCGAAGAAACCCUCUCUGCUGUCCAACGACCCAUUUGCCUCGGGCUCUUCACCGGAGGACGAUAUUUUUGCUGUGAAGAAACCAAAUGAGCCUAAGGACCAGGGGGCGGUGGCGGCGGUCAGAAGUAGCGCACCAGGAUCAACUCAUGCGGCGGACGGUGGGACCGAGGUAGACGCAAAAUCAGGGCCGGCCGCCGCUGUUGCAGGAGGAGCGCCAAUAUCAUCAUCAACACCUCCUGGUGGCGCGCCUGGUGUGGUGCCAGGAGCCUCAGCUCCAGCAGUGUUCACUCCAGCCGCCCCGCCAGUUCCUGUGGCUGCGACUGCGGCCGACUCUACAUCGCCGAAGAUGCAGCAAGCUGUGCACACGCCCGGGCCUCCAGUAGUCGCGGUUGCGCAAGAACCAUCCAGGGAAGUGAUUAAUACCCCUGGAGCUCCACCUCCAGGCCCAACAUCAAUGCCCGCGGCGCCUCCGCUCGUUGACGAAACGAAAGCUCCCGAAUCUCAAGGCGCGCCACCACCACCACCGCCGCCGCCCCCUGCGAACCCCAAGGGAACUGGCACACCAGUAGUACUACAUCAUAUUGGCUUCACAUAUUAGAACUAAGAAGCAUGAUUAUUGGGACCUUGUUGGGAGGUGGCGCGAAAUCGAGACCACAGAUUUUUUGCACUGUUGGAUCAUAAGUGGUGAGGGUUUCAUCUGCUUUUGCGAUCGCAGGGUCGGUGGCACUGUUGGGUAAUAGUACUUUCAGCGCUUAAUUUCUAUGAGGAUGAACCUUCUUCAAAUACUUAAAACGAUUCCAGCCUCCACGAGCAGCAUCCGCCACUGCAACGCCAGCUCCCGUCGACCCCUGGCGGCGGGUGCACGAGGUGCAGGAAGAGAAACAAGUGGUCGUCGAUUCGCUGCAGCAGGCGAUACAGCAGCUCACCGCGGAGAACGAAACCCUGAGGCAAUCCUUGAAUCAACAAUCCGGUGCUACGCCGCCGAGCGGAAAUCAAUCGGCGCUCUUGCCCAAAUUCUUUGACAAAAUCUCGGAGAUUCUUGGUAAGGACGUUAAUAAACAUUUUACCUGCUCCUGGCCGCACAUCAGUAGUUAGUAGAGGAAAAUUAUUUUUUUAUCGUGAGACGACGGAUUGACAUAUGAUGCUGGUGGAUAUAUUUUCAGGAAAGUACGACAGUGGUUGGAAAUCUGUGCAAGUGCAUGGAGGUGAUCUUCCAAACAUUCAGAGAUGUGCAUGUCCCACAAAGAACCCAAAUGAGAAAGGAGAUUUAUGCACCACGACAGACGACGACCCGCUUCCAGCGAUCCCUCCCGCCUCUGCGACGUCCAACGCGUCUGCUCCUCCACCUGAGCCGCCGGCUUUCAUCGCUGCUUUUGUGAACUUCUACGGGAAUCUAUGCAAAAAUACAAGUUUCCUAUAGUACACGGACAAAAUGCGUUACAAAUUUCGCCAGCUCAACAAAGCAUGUCACCUGUCAUGCCGAAACCGAUUGUGGGGAACGGAAGCUGUGUCAUGCAGAAACCGUAUUUGCACGUAACGCGCACAGGAAAUUUACUUUGGAUAGAACCUCCGCAGCGGCCUCGCGACCUCGGCAACGAACAUCAUGCAGGCGGCGACUUUACCCGAUGCAGAUGCUGUGGAGGAACCACCGCAGCUGAUGACCUCGCCAGCCUCGACGACAACAAACUCCAACGCCCGUGGAGGUCCGGCGGUAGCAAGGCAACCAGGAGCAGCGUCACAUGGUGGAGCGAGCACAGCUGCAACUUCUGCGACGAACAUGAAACAGGGACUGAAGCAAGCGCCCCCCCCACCCUCCGAGUUCAAGAAGAUGGAAGUUCCGGCACCGCCUGCGGAGUUCAAGCCGGCGCCGAGACCGCCCGCGCCCCCGCCGAGGGAGGAAUUACAGCAAGCUGGUGUAGUGAAAAUGUUGCCAGGUGGUCCUAUUGCUGGAGGGGCGGAAGUAGGUGCUGUCGGGGUACUAGCAGAAGUACAAAAUCAUUCUCCGGAGGAGCGUAUCGAGCUGCCUCCAGCAGCCCCCGCGUCAUCUUCUACGGGAUCCAAAGGGCCGGUGGUUUAG
This is a messenger RNA of Amoebophrya sp. A120, 3711 nucleotides long. The record is from the annotation of a GenBank genome assembly. NCBI's taxonomy places the organism in Eukaryota, Dinophyceae, Syndiniales, Amoebophryaceae.